Messenger RNA from Aspergillus saccharolyticus JOP 1030-1, 696 nucleotides. It is a transcript of the gene yphA, whose product is annotated as tyrosine phosphatase family protein. Gene Ontology annotation, molecular function: phosphatase activity; inositol diphosphate tetrakisphosphate diphosphatase activity. The transcript is spliced from 4 exons. NCBI's taxonomy places the organism in Eukaryota, Fungi, Ascomycota, Eurotiomycetes, Eurotiales, Aspergillaceae. The record is from RefSeq and is a predicted model, not a curated record. Gene Ontology annotation, biological process: protein dephosphorylation. Gene Ontology annotation, cellular component: cytoplasm. The coding region runs from base 1 to 696 and encodes 231 amino acids.
AUGACUUCACCGUUAACCAUGCAGAGCUCCAACAGCUCUCUUCAGAGUGUUUAUGAAUCAGUGCGUCGCAGGGCUUCGUCGAUGGGAAAUGAUUUCAUGCAGUCUGAUUUGCCUGAGAACUUUGGAGAGGUCGUCAGCGGAGUCUACCGUUCUGCUUUUCCGCAACCGUGGAGUUUUUCUGCACUCAGAAGGCUAGGCCUUAGGACCAUUGUCACUUUGGUAGAUGAGCCUUACACUCCGGAGCACAUGAGCUUCUUGAAGGAGACGGGGAUCGCGCACAUCCGUAUCCUUGUCGAACCCAACAAGGACCCUGCAAUUAAAUCUCCAGACUAUGUCAUAUGUCAAAUACUGGAGAUCAUGCUCGACAAGGCCAAUCACCCUGUCCUUAUCCACUGCAACAAGGGAAAACAUCGUACCGGCUGCGUGAUUGCCUGCUUCCGCAAACUCCAAGGCUGGCGAAUCGAGGACACGCUUGCUGAGUAUCAAACCCAUUCAUUCCCCAAGUCGAGGCCGCUGGAUCAGAGAUUUAUCAUAGCGUUUGAUGCUUCCCCACUCUCUAGUCUGGCACAAGUCUCUGAAGUGAAGAUGUGGCAAUCUUCCAACCAUGCCAAGGCUUUGUCCGAAGAGAAUGCUAUGGAUCAGACCUCGUCUUCGAAUCGGCAUCUACCUUCUCUGGGCAAAAUCCGCGUGACUUGA